This is a messenger RNA of Athalia rosae (coleseed sawfly), 2427 nucleotides long. RefSeq names its product tetraspanin-18 (gene Tsp66E). The record is from RefSeq and is a predicted model, not a curated record. Gene Ontology annotation, cellular component: membrane. Lineage: Eukaryota; Metazoa; Arthropoda; Insecta; Hymenoptera; Athaliidae. Bases 494 to 1303 code for a protein of 269 amino acids. The transcript has 9 exons.
CCGUCGAGGAGGGCUGCAACAAAUUUGCGCGCGAUAAGACGGGCGGCAAAACGCGAAUGUGCGUGAAAGGCAGACUUGUUGAAGAAGGCAAAAAAAGGGAAAAAUCAACCGGGACGCGACGUUCUGAAAUUGUGAAAUUUUAUACAAUCGACAUUAAAGCGGCGUUGUUAAAACCGUUUCUGAAACGAGGGAGAUGAUCUGGACCGUUGUCAGUGAUGCUGCGCAGACACUGUGAUACUUUAUAAAAAUAAAUAACACGAUUUAUCGUGAAUAUUGAAGUGUAAUCGUGUGUGAAGAAAAAGAAAACAACUUGGCGGGCUACUUGUAAAGAUAGUGCAAUAAAUUAUCAUUGACAUUAUAAUCACCAUCGCGUUUUUCGGGGAAUAAAUUAUAACUCAACGGUCUCCGUCGAUAUUCGUGGUGUGACGAGUAUCCUCCCUUCGGUUUCUCUUUCUCGCCUCCAGGAAUAUAACCGGGAUUACGAAUUUUCAAAAUGGGGUGUGGCUCGCGAUGCGCAAAGUACUUUUUGUGCUUUUUCAAUUUCAUAUUCUUCGUCGCCGGUGGAGCGGCUCUGGCAGUUGGAAUAUGGUUGGUAGCUGACAGAAAUUCCUUCACAAAUCUGAUCGCCAAGGUUGACCAGGCAGACGUUUUGAACAAAACUGACGCCGAGGUCAUCAGAUUAAUCGCCUAUAUUCUGAUAGCGGCUGGGGCGCUAACAUUUGUUGUCAGUUUUCUCGGAUAUUGCGGAGCUAUGUUCGAAUCUCGAUGCCUCUUAUGCUUCUACGGAGUUCUCUUGGUCCUGAUUUUGGUACUCCAAUGUAUAGCGGUUGGAUUGGCGUUCGGAUUCAGAGAAGACGCCGAGAAUGAAACUCGGAAUUUCUUCAAGUCUACAAUCAAGUUUUACGCGUCCUCAGACAAAGCUGAAACGGUCACGGUCGUGUGGGACGGAAUUAUGACUCAGCUCCAUUGCUGCGGAGUUGAAAGUUACCUCGACUUUCGUCAAAGCACAAAUUGGACAUCGGCUGGAAAAUUGGUACCCGAAGCUUGUUGCAUGAGAGAGGACGGACACAUCACAGAUCUGGAUUGUCCAGUUAGCCCAACCGCUCAAAAUUCAUACUACCAAACAGGCUGCUACGGAGCGAUGGUUCGAGUUAUCGAGGAAAAUGCAGCGAUAGCAAUUGGUGUCGCAGUUGCACUAGCAUUCGUCGAACUGUUGGUCAUCAUCCUUGCUUUGUAUCUCGCCUGCUGUUACUGGCGUCCACAACAUGCUUGUGUAGAUGUUUCGCCAAGACAGGCCUGGUGAUGAGGUGAUUACGGUGUGGUGGAGUGAUCGUGAAGUGGGAUAAUGGGAAUAGUUUGGUUCCAAGUAAGAAUGAUGCGAAGGUGUCAAUUGGCAGUUGACCUCUCUUCGUCGGCAGCCUGUUAACACGGUUCUAUUGUUACCUAGAGCAUUUAAUGUACAUUUUCACCUACUUUUUAUAUAUAUCAUUCAACUAUACCUACUAUGUAGCACUGCGCCUCUAUAAUUCGCCUGCAUGAUAAUAUCGGCUAAUUUUCUCAACAUCCAACAUGUAGAAUGAUGCGAUUUUUGGAUCCGCCGCUUGUAUCUUGUAUAAAAUUCAUGUCCAACUGAUAAGGUAUACCGGUGAUUUAGCACAUAAUAUCAUUGAAAAUCAUCGUGCCAAUCUGUAAGACUGAAUGACCUCUAUUUUUUAUGAGUCCAAAACACUAACGGUAAGUGAAAAAGUACCAAGUUAUGUCACAAACCAGAGUGGCAUAAUGGAGACAAAAUCAGCUAUCCUGUUACCUAAAAUGAAGUAGAUUAUCUUUACGUGUGUAGAUUUUUAGUCUAACACAUUUACCUACGAGGAAUUUUUGUUCCGGCCGGUUUAACUUCAACAAUUCUUAGUCGGCCCAAUCAAUCCGGUUCUUCUGUUCAUCUCCAGCUCUAAAAAACACAUGUAAUACAUAAUAAAUCUGUACUUCUUGCAUUCAUUCAGCAGUCUAUUAGCCAAAAUUUUCGUUGCAGUGUUAACUUGUUGGUGCUGCUGUUGAGGAGAAAAGUGCACAUGGACCAACUCUGAUAUUUGAAUAGUGCCUUCUAGCAUUCACUGAUACUGAGAGCCUGUAGCGCUCGGAUGCCUUCCUUGCUUGCUUGACGCAAACUACCCCUAGCCUUUAGCUAGCCUAGGCCCGGUUAGCAGCGGCAAUUAUCAUCAUCUCUAAUGUGCACACCGACUGAUACUUUGCGCCAACCUUCAGGCUUGCUACAAACGUAGAAUGCAUCAUUUUUGUUGAAUGUCUCUUCAUUGUUAUAUUAUGUGUAUACUUGUCAAUAAUUAUACUGACUAUACACCCACUAUUUUUUUUUUUUAUCAUUAAUAUUUUUUUUUAACUAUAAACAGAUGAAUAUAAAAAAAAAAGAAA